Neospora caninum is the source of this 2160-nucleotide messenger RNA. RefSeq lists its product as hypothetical. Lineage: Eukaryota; Apicomplexa; Conoidasida; Eucoccidiorida; Sarcocystidae. The transcript is spliced from 4 exons. The record is from RefSeq and is a predicted model, not a curated record. Bases 1 to 2160 code for a protein of 719 amino acids.
AUGGCAGCUCGUCCCUCCUCACGCCUGCUGCCAAAGGUCUCUUUCCUUUUCUCUCCCUCAAGGCUCUCCUCUCCUUCUUCUUCUUCUCAUUCCACCCUUAGCCCGCCUCCUUUGUCGCGUUCUGUUUCCGCGUCUCCUUGCUCACCUUCCUCGGCCCUUCCUUCGACCCCUCUUUCUUCACAUGGAGGCGCCUCGCUUUCGCGAAAUCCCCCGUUGACUUGUCGCUCUUCUCUUCCACCUUCAUCUCCUUCUCCUCCCUCUUCUUCUCCUCCCUCUUCUUCUUCGCCUUCUCAUUAUCCUCCUUCGUCCGCCUCUCCUUUUUCUUCCUCUUCUUUGACUCGGCGUCGAGCCCGCACUUCGCCUCAACCGCCGUGGGUGUCUUCAUUCGCCCCACAAGAUGCUUUCAGCGAGAUAAAGACAAUCUUCGAUGAACGCAAAGAAGCGGCGCUUGCAGCGAUCACCCCUGCCGCGGCUUCGGAGACUCUCGCUCUCCCCUCUGCAUCAGAGCAGGAUCUCGUCACGUCGUUUCUUCUUCCACCUUCGUCCUUCAGAGCCCCUCGCUCACGACCUUCUCAACGAAAUCCCCAAAGCAAUCCGCCCAAGCUCGUGCAGCCCGGGAUAGAAUGCGCAGAGCCACGACGCCCCUGCAGUGGCGCAGAGCACAACUCAGCGGAAGAAGCGACGCCGAGACACCGGAGGGACAAGUCGAAAAAGGGAAGUGUAGACGAGGAAAUUCGACCGCUCCUAGAUGCAGUCAACAGCCUGAAAAACUUUUACACGGCCAGCAGCUGCGCAGGCCGUGUUCUUCUCGUCGGAACGCCCUUCCCGAACAGUUCCUCUUUGUCUCCAUCUGGUUCUGCGUCUCUUUGUGAUUCGACUUCUGCCUCGUCUCGCGUUUCGUCUCCCUCUCGCUCGGCGUCGUCCUUCUUCGAGCAGCCGUCGGCAGGGCCUGCUGCUUCCUCGGGUUUCGCGUUUCUCGCGGAACAGAGCGAGGCGACGCAGGGAGAAGGCGGCGGUGAGGAGGCAAAUACGCUGGUCCGUCCAGAGAGCGGCGAGGCGAGUCGCGCGCUGGAGGGGGCGAGGCCAGGCGAAGAAGGAAGACGAAAGAAACACUCCUUCGUUUUCCUUCUCAACCACCAUCAACACGUCGACGCCAAGCAGCUUCUACACGCGAUUGCAGCCUGUCCCAUACCCUGCCAGGAAAUUUGGCUAAAAGUGGAAGCUCCCAUUCUUCACGUGUGCUGUCGCUCUCUGACGGAUGCACUGAAUCUCAUUCGCGUCGCGCGCCCUUACACCUAUCGCGCUGUUCUCCUCCAUGCGUCGUCCUCGUCUUCCCGUUCUGCCUUGGGUGCUCCUUCCUCCUGCGUAGAUGGAAGCCGGAGCGGAGGCGAAUCCAAAUUGCUGUCCGUCUCCGCUGAGGAGGAAGCCAGCAAAGAACGGGCGAGAGAAGAGGAAGAGUCAGCGGUGGCUGUGCGUGGGGAGGCAGGAAGAGAGCAGGCGCGCGGGCUCAGGGGAGUGAGCGGCGCGCCUCUGCACCGAAAGGACAAGACAAGAACCGCGGAAGAAAGGGGAAGAGACAACGCAAGGUACAUUGUCGAGCUCAGCAACAGCUCCCGCCUGGCUGUCCCUAUUCUCGUGGAAUCCGCCUGGCUGUUCCCGCUCCCUCGCGCCUUUUUGCCAGCGGGCGAAACGCCUGCGGCACGUCGCUACGAACGUGGCACUGACGCCUUCUCUCCACUCGAAAAGCACACCCCUGACAGAGCAACGGAGUGCGAAGGAGAAAGGACCGCGCGAGAGGGGAAGCGUGCAACUGCAAACGCAGGGCCGCCACGAACCCCCGAGCGACCGCCGCCAGCUGUGCGGACGCAAGCGGCGACUGCGGAGUGCGAGGUGGAGGGGGACAGCGAGGGUUCCGAAACUGGCAACGCACGCACGGGGCGAAAGGAGGAAGGCGAAAACAGGCUCAACGAGGGUCAAUCCAAAUUUGAGGGAAGGACAGAGGGCGUGAGACGGGAAGAAUGGAACGAAGAGGACACACACAGAUGGGACCGGUGGGGCGCGUUAGCCAGAGUCUGUAACACGGCACUGGAAGAGAGCCGGACUCGGUUCUUCAAGUUGGAGCAGCACCUGCUGGAGCUGACAAAGAAACAUCAGAGCUAA